Molecule: messenger RNA, 5364 nt
Organism: Cantharellus anzutake
Lineage: Eukaryota; Fungi; Basidiomycota; Agaricomycetes; Cantharellales; Hydnaceae
Exons: 14
Coding region: 1-5364 (1787 amino acids)
Biological process (GO): triglyceride catabolic process
Cellular component (GO): cytosol
Molecular function (GO): triacylglycerol lipase activity; sterol ester esterase activity
Source: RefSeq, a predicted model, not a curated record
AUGCUGGAGCAUAUUGUCGGUCGGCCAAGUUUGGGGUUGAAGAGAGCCCAGAUCGUACUCGUCUUAACGUUCUGGAUAUGGCGCCUAAUUCGUGGAGGUCCAAAUGGUCCUGGGAUUUUCAGCAAGUUUAACGUCUACCUCAAGAGAUUCACACCAUGGCAAAUUAUCCUAUCCACGUUAUCCAUCAUGUACGCGUCAAGGAAUAUCGAUUGUAUCAUCGGGUUAGCCGACUUUUAUCGAGCGACUUGGAUCGUGACUGCUCUGGAUGCAGCUUUUGCAAGUUGCAUCCCGAUCCGACCCAAGUUUUUAAGGGAUCUAAUGAGCAUUUUGUUCACUGGGUAUUAUUUGGUGUUUGCGGGCGAUGCGGAUGAAAAGCUCCGGAGGUUUAGGGCAGUUUGUAGCGUCGAGAUGUUCAGGGCAACUUGGGAGAAGACGUCUAAUCCAUACCUCCGAGUCAUCGGUUACUUCGACAGACCACGCCUCCCCGUCGUCCAAACCCUUCACAUUCCCCGCCCAGCCUCUUCCAAACAUUCGAUACCCAUCAAAAUAAAGUUAUUUUUUUCGAGAACGGAGAGGGAGUUGGCUUGGAUGAACGAAUUGGUGUUGGAUUUACCGGGGGGAGGGUUUGUCUGUAUGAGUCCCGAACAUCAUGAGGAAAGGUUGAGGAAUUGGUGUGUGAGGAUUGGGAGACCUGUGGUUUCGGUUAAUUAUGGGAAGGCACCGGAAUAUCCGUACCCAUGGGCGAUCGAGGAAUGUUUUGAUGCGUAUAAGGUACUGAUGGAGACGAAGGGGAGCGUGAUUGGUAUGUCGGGACGGUCGUUACGGAUUAUUCUCAGUGGAGAUUCCGCUGGUGGCAAUCUUGUCGCGACGACGAUGUUCAAGAUUCUCGAAUACAACAACCCGACGCUCGGGCGAACUUUCAUCGUUCCUCCUACCCCUUCCAUUCCCAGCUCUGCACCUACCCCAGCAACCCCAAGCACCGUUCAAAAUCCAUCCACGAACCCUUCUUCCACUUCCCCCAUAAUGACAAACUCUCGAUCCCGUUCACCGUCAACUCCACUUCCACUCCCAAUCGCACUCGUCUUGGCAUAUCCAGCGCUUGAUUUCAACUUUACGUCCUGGAUGACACCUUCUAAUCUACGAUCACUUUUUGAUGAAGAAGAGUCCGUUGAGCGUUGUUGGGGAUGUGGAUGUUGGUCGGGGAAAGGGCAUGGAGGGAAAAGGGGGAAAAGAGAUGGGGGGAGUGUGAAAGAGAGGAGGGUGAGGAGACAGAGGAGUUGGGCUGGACGGUUGUUGAGCGUUGGAGGUGGGGGAGAGCCGAUCUCACCCGUUACGAAGAAGGGCGGGAAGGGACUGUUUGGUUGGGAUGGGGAUGGACAUCGUGGAAAUGGGAAUGAAAGUGCGGAUCUGGAGAGGGGUUCACUCGUUGCUCCGAAGGAAGUGCCUUCCGUUACAUCGGAGACCCCUAACGCGGUGGCGGCGGCGGUGGUGGUCAAACAGAACGGAGGCGAUCAUGUAGCUAUGCCUGCGAGCGGCACUGGCACUGGCACUGGCACGGCUGCUACCUUUGCACCAGCUGGUGUGACUCGUCAAGUUGGGACUGGGAAAGGGGUCAGUGCAAGUUUUCGUGCGAGGGUGUUAAGUCGCGUAAGCGAGGUGAACGAUCUUGCUAUUGAUACGAACGUCACUGGCAAUUCUACUCCUGCUCGCGUCAAUGGCGCAGGCCCACAGGCUGGGCGUUCAUCGCCUCCACGACAGAUGCAAGUUGGCGGCGGCGGCGGCCCCUGGGAAAAUGUGUUUAGUUCUGGAGAGGAUGAGGAUGAGGGGGGGUCGUCCCAUACUCUUCCUUCUCCCGCGAAGAAGGACACGUCCCUUUCUGCUACUGAGGGCGUUAUUGAGGAAGAAGAUGACGGGGGGAACGAGAGCGACGACGAGGAAGACGAGGAAGACGAGGAAGAUGAUUGGCAUGUAAGAUAUGGGAGGAUGGAAGAUAAGGAUAAGCCCCUUUCUGCUAGGGUGCUUUAUUCUGAUGGGGAUGACGAGAAAGGCAAGGAGAAAGAACGUAGUGGGAAGAAAGAGGCGAAAAUGAACAAGGUUCCCAUUGGGACGAGGGUGACUAUGACCAGUCGAGCGGCCUUCUUUACUGAUAGGAUUAUCUCUCCUGCGAUGAUGCGCGCGAUGGCCAUCCUCUACGUUGGACCGAAGCACAAUCCGGAUUUCAUGACGGAUUAUUACAUCUCCCCGAUAUUUGCGCCUUCCCAUCUCCUUUCGCAUUUUCCACCUGUGCUUAUGAUUUGUGGUGAGAGGGAUCCAUUUGUGGAUGAUACUAUCAUCUUUGGUGGGAAGAUUCGCGAAGCGAAACGUAUGCGUAAGACGGAACUUCGUGCUGGUGUGGGUGGCGAAUCGUUGCGGCUAUCGUCUAUGAACCCCUCUGCGAAAGAACGAGAGCGUGAAAGACUUUUGAAUGAGAAGGAAUCGGAUUGGGUUGAUAUGCGGCUUGUGGAAGGAUGGGGACAUGGAUUUUUGCAGAUGACGGCGUUGCUACCGAGAGCAAAGUUGUUGAUCAACGAAAUGGCUGAUUGGAUGGGAGACCGAUUUGCAACCAGUAGUUCUGCUUCUGCAUCGGGUUCGGCCUUAUCCACCGUCCCUGGAAGGGCCAUUCGAGCUGGUUUCACUCAUAAACGACCCGGAUCACCCCGAAGGCCUGAGUUUUCACGUCGAGCUAGUACCGGGUCUGGUGGUGGUGAUGGAACCCCCGCUUUGGUUAAUGGUGAUGGAAACACGAGUUUCAAAGGCGCUCAACCCAUAUUCCCUCUCCCUUCUGCGUCACCCGUUAUUGGCACUAGCUCGCCACCUUCAGGUGUGUCCCCGACUGCUAGGAUGGUGCCCAUGAACAGAAUCAUAAGUGAAGAGCUCUCAUCUACAUCUGCUCAAUCGACUGAGACGGAACGUGAUGCGCCGUUGUCGUUUACUCCUCGAAAAAACCGUUCACCACCGCCGCCACCGAGCCAAACUUCAUUUGGUGUUGGUAGUAAUGCAGUCGAUCUAAUAACCUCACCCUCCGGUGCUUCUCCACAGCUACGACGUACUGCUAUGCCAGUUAAGCCUGAUGCAUCAGUAGCAUCAGUUGGUGAACUGCCCAGCGCUCGGCCGUCGAACUCAGCCACCCCGACGCUGUUGAACCCCGGGGCUAACCGUACAAGUCAAAGUCCAGUGGAGAAUGCAAGCGAGAUGCUAAAACAGACGGUGUCGCCAUCGCGACAACCUCCAAUAAUAAUACCCCCAUUAUUGGGGCCAUCUAUGCCCAACUCGACAAUGGGAGGGGCGACAACGGGGGCUGUGUUGCUUUCGGAAGCAGAACUCAUACGACGACGACGAGCCCAGGCUGUGUUUGGUAUGGGUGAAAUGAUGACCGCAUCAGCUGUGCAAGAGAGGGAAUUGAAUUCAGAGGCGGCUGACAACGAUGGGCGAUCUGAUGGUCUUGUUGGUGGUGGUACUGGUAAGAAAGCAUGCGCUGGUGGCGCUACAAGCAAUAAUUUUGAUGGCAUGGCGAACUCGAUCAAUGCCAAUGCCUUGCUCUCUUGGAACCAGCAGAGCCACACACCAGCUCGGGGUCGUCAAGGGGGCUGUGCGAGUCCUCACUUUGUUUUGCCCAGCCACUGCGACCCAAUCGCUCCUUUCCUCAAAACCGAAGUGCCAAGCCACGACCUUCAAAGUCUUCUCAGUCAAAGCAUGAGCACAACCCCGCUUGCCAGCAUGAGUUUCGAACGCGGUUCUAACGGAAAUACUGACGGAGAUAACAAUCCUCCUCGGUCAACAUCACCCGCAUCCACUUCAUCGCUGAAUACUCGCAUCCGCGCUUCAGCCUAUUCUGCAACCCUCCCUCCUCAAAAUCCUCCUCCCAACUUGGCUCCUCAACCUUCGACAAGUCAAGCCCCAGAACUCUAUCAUCCACCUCAUCACAACAUUAUGCGUAAUCCCACAGCAGGCCCCGCAGGCUAUUUUGGUCAACAGUUACCAGUCAUACUUCAUGAUUAUCCAACACCGCAUCAUCAAUCGAAUGCCCGUGGCAGUGGCAAGGACGAGGAAGAAGAUGUCGAAGAAGAUGACGAUGUUCGAAAGACAUUGCAAGAUAUCCUUCCUGGUGAAGAUGCUCCCGACAGUGACCGAGAUGAAGAAAAAAGGCGCCGGUCGAUGGCUUACCCUGCGCAUAUGGGUCCUUCUUAUCCCUUUAACCCUCAUCUAAAUGGUUCCGCAGGCAGCGCGCGCUCACCUCCGCAUAUGAAUCACGCUACCUCCUCUCGAUCCCCUCCUCCUGCACCUCCUCCGCAAGCCCCACUUCCUGCUACAUACUUCCCCAGUAAUUCAGCCGAGUUGAACGCUGCUUGGGCUACCAAAGCUGCCUGGAUGGGUCCGCUCCCGCCAUCUAACGGGCCUCCGACAAAACGUAAACGUGGAUUAUCACCGGGUGGCCGGCACGCUCGCCGUUCUCCUCCUCUCGAGUCGAUUAAACUUCGUGUGAUGGAUCAAGGAACUUCUUCUUUCACAGAUAUCACACUCGACGAGAAUGGAAACGCGAUUCACCAGACGACGGUUGUGAAGGAUAUCGAUGCGCCCCUAAGGUCUCGUAGCUUAGGCGAGGAUCACAGCGAAGUCGCGAGCGAGAACGGCGCUGAGGUUGGAGGUGCCGAUCGUGGAUCGCCUAGCGGUAGUCAAUCGGGAGAUGCUACAGGACCUGGAGGUACCCGUUUACCACCUAUCAUGCAAGUUGAAAAGCACGUCGUCACGACUACAGCCACUCAGCAAGCUAGCGCCAGCCGACGAAGGAACGAUGCGUUAUUCAAGUGUCCCGUUCCGGGAUGUGGAAGUACUUUCACAAGACGAUUCAAUUUGCGAGGUCACCUACGAUCGCAUACCGAGGAGCGACCUUUCGUGUGCGAAUGGCCUGGAUGCGGUAAAUCAUUUGCGAGGAAACACGAUUGCAAUCGUCAUCAAAGCCUCCACUCUGCCCAGGGUGCCCAGCAUACGUGCGGUGGCUGUGGCAAGUCGUUCUCCCGGACGGAUGCUCUUAAUCGACACCUGCGCUCUGAAGGGGGAGCAGCAUGCAAGAGAGCUGCCGCCGCCGCACAACGUAACAACGGGGGUGGCAGUGGCACGGAGGCUCGAGGAUCAUCUACCGCGGCUGCAGCUGUUGCUGCUGCCGCCGCGGCUGCGGCAGCUGUGGCGGCGGUGGCUGGCCACGCACUCGUGCCCAUCAAUCCUCACCCAGACGAGCACGUUCCACCUCCCCCCCCGCCCCCGAAUGGACUCAUCAUUGAUCACGAGUUUCCCUCGCAAGGGACGCCUCCUGCACCUCCUGUGUGA